This is a messenger RNA of Humulus lupulus (European hop), 522 nucleotides long. RefSeq lists its product as uncharacterized. Lineage: Eukaryota; Viridiplantae; Streptophyta; Magnoliopsida; Rosales; Cannabaceae. The record is from RefSeq and is a predicted model, not a curated record. Bases 1 to 522 code for a protein of 173 amino acids. The transcript has 3 exons.
AUGGAGGCAAAUGUUAAUACAAUAUCAGACAGUACAAAUUUGAUUGAAGUGUAUGUUCCAAUUGCUCCACCACAACGAAGUAAGAUAGGUCCUCAAAGGAGUCUGGGAGUAUAUGUUGGCUUUAGGGGGAGGAGAAAAGAAACAGCUGGAAAAAAAAUUACAUGGAAUGCACAAUUACUAUCUCAAUUUGAUCCUCAUACAAAUCAAUGUGAACUUGAAGUUCAAACAAUAAUUCAUUUGCAAAAUAUUGCAAAUCAAUUACCUGAUGCAUUCACUGACCCAAAGAAAAUUACAAAAUCACAUGUUCCAGCUGAAAAUGCUUCAGUUCGAAUUGAAGUCUCAGAAGGAAAAUAUGCUAAUGAGUCUAAAGCAUGCUUGGAGUGUGGUAGACCAGUCGGUUCCAAAGAUAAGAAUCAUCGAAAAAGAAAAGGAACAAAUAAUCAGGAUGGUCCUAAUGAAGAGGCUGAUAAUUUUGAGGGAUAUAUUGACAUAAACAAUCUCAAAUCUCUUGAGGAGAUCUAG